GACACUGAUGACUGUUAUCCAAACCCGUGUCUAAACAACGGAACAUGUAUAGACGGGGUGAAUGACUACAAGUGCAGUUGCGUGCCUGGCUUUGAUGGGAAGAAUUGCUCAAAUAGUAAGCCGUUUAAAAUCAUUCUUUGCAUUAAGAUUUUCAGUUUCAGUCUGAACAGUGAAUGGUAAUCGUGUUCCAAGUAAAUAGGUGCACGCCCUCGCACAUUUUUUUUUUGGUGUAGUAGUUUUUCAUAACCUAAGUUAGAGAUAUAAAGGUUUCUUAUUUAUUUUUUUAAAACUAAAUAAUAGGACUAUCCCUAAAAGGCAAAUCAAUGGAUAAUUUUUUCUUCGCCAUUACUGAUUUGGGUAAGAUUAGUUUCUUCAGGUUACACGGGAAAAGGCAAAGCAAUACAUAAUUAUCCCUUGGUUAUUACCCAUGUUUGGGCAAGAUUACUUUUAAAAGAAUUUUUUUCUGGAGUACCCAUGUAGAUUAAAACUGAUUGCAGUCAUUAUUAAAUGCUCAAUGUGAAUCUUGUAUAGUUAUGUUGUCCAUGUACAUAUAAAUGUUUAAUUGUGGUCAAUCCUAACCAUGUCUUUCUCUCCUUAGAUACUGAUGACUGUUAUCCAAACCCGUGUCUAAACAACGGAACAUGUAUAGACGGAGUGGAUGAGUACGAGUGCCUUUGCGUGCCUGGCUUUGUAGGGAAGAAUUGCUCAAAUAGUAAGCCUUUAAAACCAGUCUUAGCAUGAAGAUUUUCGGAUUCAGUCUAAACAGUGAAUGGUAAUCGUGUUCGAAGUGAAUUGGCCAACGACCUCGCUCAUUGUUUUUGGAAAAGUCGUUUUCAAUAAGUUACGGAUAUAAACUUUCUUUACUUCUUUUUAAAAUUAAUACUAGGACUACCCCUCGAAUGCAAAUCAAUAUAUAAUAAAACGUUGGCUAUUACUAAUUUAGGCAAGAUUAGUUUCUUCAUGUUACACAGGAAAAGGCAAAACAAUACAUCAUUAUGCCUUGGUUAUUAAAACAGAUAAAUAAAUAAAUAUACCGUUUAUUUGCCACAUUGCAGAACUAACUGAAUUAAAAGGCUAUUAAUUAUUAAUUAACAAAUAAUGAACACUACUACUACUAUAGAAACAAAAGAAAUAUCUUGAAUAACUAUUUACAUAAUCACAUAUUUACUAGUCAAUGAAAUAGAGGAACCUGAAUGCUGGGUUAGGCAACAACUCCUAACUAAUUUGGGCAAGAUUACUUUUAAUAAAAUUAACUUCCCUUGUAGAGUGGCCAUGUGGAAUAAAACUGAAUGCCGUCAAUUAAUGUGCAAUAUGAAUCUUGUAUGGUUAUUUUUCCGUCUAGAUAUGGAUAUUUUAUUGUGGUCAAUCCUUACCAUGUCCUUUUCUCCUUAGACACUGAUGACUGUUAUCCAAACCCGUGUCUAAACAACGGAACAUGUACAGACGGAGUAAAUGACUACACCUGCAUUUGCGUGCCUGGCUUUGUAGGGAAGGAUUGCUUUAAUAGUAAGCCUUUUAAAAUCAAGUGUUACUAUUAAGUUUUUCGUAUUCAGUCUGAACUGUGAAUGGUAAUCGUGUUCCAAGUGAAUAGGCGUACGAUGUAGCUCGUUUCUUUUAGAAAAGUCCUUUUGCAUAGGUUACAGACAUGAAAAGUUUUCUUACCUUUUUAAAAAAUUAAUACUCGGACUAUACCCAAAAGGCAAAUCAAUACAUAAUUAUGCCUUGGUCAUCACCAAUUUGGGUAAGGUUAGUGUCUUCAUGUUACACAGAAAAAGCAAAACAAUACAUAAUUGUGCCUUGGUUAUUACUAAUUUGGGUAAGAUUACUUUUAAAAGAAUUUUCCUUCUGAAUGCCGUCAAUUAAUGUGCAAUGUGAAUGUUGUAUAGUUAUCUUUUCCAUGUAGGUUUAGAUAUUUUAUUGUGGUCAAUCAUUACGAUGUCCUUCUUUCCUCAGACACUGAUAACUGUUAUCCAAACCCGUGUCUAAACAACGGAACAUGUAUAGACGGAGUGGAUGACUACAAGUGUACCUGCGUGCCUGGCUUUGUGGGGAAGAACUGCUCAAACAGUAAGGCUUUAAAAUCAAGUGUUAGUAUUGAGAUUUUUGGAUUCAGUGGGAACAGUGAGUGGUAAUCGUCUUCCGAGUAAAUCGCCGCACGACUUCGGUUCUUUCUUUUGGAAAAGUCGUUUUGAUUUAGUUACAAAUAUGAAGUUUCCUUACCUCUUUUAUAAAUUAAAACUAGGACUAUCCCUUUUCUUUUGGUGUGCUUAUGUGGAAUAAAUAUAAAUGUCGUCAAUUAAUGCGCAAUGUGAAUCUUGUAGAGUGAUGUUUUUCGUCUAGAUAUCGAUAUUUUAUUGUGGUCAAUCCUUUCCAUGUCCUUCUCUCCUUAGACACUGAUGACUGUUAUCCAAACCCGUGUCUAAACAACGGAACAUGUAUAGACGGGGUGAAUGACUACAAGUGCAGUUGCGUGCCUGGCUUUGAUGGGAAGAAUUGCUCAAAUAGUAAGCCGUUUAAAAUCAUUCUUUGCAUUAAGAUUUUCAGUUUCAGUCUGAACAGUGAAUGGUAAUCGUGUUCCAAGUAAAUAGGUGCACGCCCUCGCACAUUUCUUUUGGUGUAGUAGUUUUUCAUAACCUAAGUUAGAGACAUAAAGGUUUCCUUAUUUCUUUUAAAACUAAAUAAUAGGACUAUCCCUUAAACGCAAAUCAAUGGAUAAUUUUUUCUUCGCCAUUACUGAUUUGGGUAAGAUUAGUUUCUUCAGGUUACACGGGAAAAGGCAAAGCAAUACAUAAUUAUCCCUUGGUUAUUACCCAUGUUUGGGCAAGAUUACUUUUAAAAGAAUUUCUUUUCUGGAGUACGCAUGUAGAUUAAAACUGAAUGCAGUCAUUAUUAAAUGCUCAAUGUGAAUCUUGUAUAGUUAUGUUGUCCAUGUACAUAUAAAUGUUUAAUUGUGGUCAAUCCUAACCAUGUCUUUCUCUCCUUAGAUACUGAUGACUGUUAUCCAAACCCGUGUCUAAACAACGGAACAUGUAUAGACGGAGUGAAUGACUACAAGUGCAGUUGCGUGCCUGGCUUUGUAGGGAAGAAUUGCUCAAAUGGUAGGGCUUUUAAAAUCAAGUCUUAGUAUUGAGAUUUUGCAACUCAGUCUAAACAGCGAAUGGUAAUCGUGUUCGAAGUAAAUCGGCUGACGAGCUCGUCCGUUUCUUUUGGAAAAGUGUUUUUGCUUAAAUUACAGUUAUGAAGGUUUCCUACCUCCUUUAAAAAUUAAUACUAGGACUAUCCCUAAAAGGCAAAUCAAUACAAAAUUAUGUCUUUGCCAUUGCUAAUUUCAGCAGGAUUAGUUUCUUGAUGUUACACAGGAAAAUUAAAGUUAACACAAUACAUAAUUGUGACUUGCUUAUUACUGAUUUGGGGGACAUUACUUUUAAAAGAAUUUUUCAUCUGUCGUGCUCAUACGGAAUAAAACUGAAUUCCGUCAAUCAAUGUGCAAUGUGAAUCUUGUAGAGUUUUGUUUUCCGUGUACAUAUGGAUAUGUUAUUGUGGUCAAUCCUUUUCAUGUCCUUCUCUCCUUAGACACUGAUGACUGUUAUCCAAACCCGUGUCUAAACAACGGAACAUGUAUAGACGGAGUGAAUGACUACAAGUGCAGUUGCGUGCCUGGCUUUGUAGGGAAGAAUUGCUCAAAUGGUAGGGCUUUUAAAAUCAAGUCUUAGUAUUGAGAUUUUGCAACUCAGUCUAAACAGCGAAUGGUAAUCGUGUUCGAAGUAAAUCGGCUGACGAGCUCGUCCGUUUCUUUUGGAAAAGUGUUUUUGCUGAAAUUACAGUUAUGAAGGUUUCCUACCUCCUUUAAAAAUUAAUACUAGGACUAUCCCUAAAAGGCAAAUCAAUACAAAAUUAUGUCUUUGCCAUUGCUAAUUUCAGCAGGAUUAGUUUCUUGAUGUUACACAGGAAAAUUAAAGUUAACACAAUACAUAAUUGUGACUUGCUUAUUACUGAUUUGGGGGACAUUACUUUUAAAGGAGUUUUUCAUCUGUCGUGCUCAUACGGAAUAAAACUGAAUUCCGCCAAUCAAUGUGCAAUGUGAAUCUUGUAGAGUUUUGUUUUCCGUGUACAUAUGGAUAUGUUAUUGUGGUCAAUCCUUUUCAUGUCCUUCUCUCCUUAGACACUGAUGACUGUUAUCCAAACCCGUGUCUAAACAACGGAACAUGUAUAGACGGAGUGGAUGACUACAAGUGCCUUUGCUUGCCUGGAUUUGUAGGGAAGAAUUGCUCAAAUAGUAAGGCUUUUAAAAUCAAGUCUUAGUAUUGAGAUUUUCCAAGUCAGUCUAAACCGUGAAUGGUAAUCGUGUUCGAAGUAAAUCGGCUGACGAGCUCGCCUUUUUUUUGGAAAAGGGUUUUUUCAUAACUUAAAGUUAUGAAGGUUUCUUACCUCUUUAAAAAUUAAUACUAGCACUAUCCCUAAAAGGCAAAUGAAUACAUAAUGAUGCCUUGGCCAUUACUAAUUUAAAGAAGAUUUGUUUCUUGAUGUUACACAGGAAAAGGCAAAACAACACAUAAUUGUGCCUUCCUUAUUACUACUUUGGGCAAGAUUACUUUUGAAAGAAUUUUUCUUCUGUCGUGCUCAUACGGAAUAAAACUGAAUUCCGUCAAUUAAUGUGCAAUGUGAAUCUUGUAGAGUUUUGUUUUCCGUGUACAUAUGGAUAUGUUAUUGUGGUCAAUCCUUUCCAUGUCCUUCUCUCCUUAGACACUGAUAACUGUUAUCCAAACCCGUGUCUAAACAACGGAACAUGUAUAGACGAAGUGGAUGACUACAAGUGCUUUUGCGUGCCUGGCUUUGUGGGGAAGAAUUGCUCAAAUAGUAAGCCUUUAAAAUUAAUCUUAGCCUGAAGAUUUUCGGAUUUAGUCUAAACAGUGAAUGGUAAUCGUGUUCGAAGUAAAUCGGCCAACGACCUCGCUCUUUUUUUCGGAAAAGUCGUUUUCAAUGAGUUACGGAUAAAAGGUUUCUUUACUUCUUUUUAAAAUUAAUACUAGGACUAUCCCUAGAAUGCAAAUCAAUACAUAAUUAUAGCUUGGCUAUUACAAAUUUAGGCAAGAUUAGUUUCUUCAUGUUACACAGGAAAAGGCAAAGCACUACAUCAUUAUGCCUUGGUUGUUAAAACAGAUAAAUAAAUAAAUAUACCGUUUAUUUGCCACAUUGUAGAAUUAACUGAAUUAAAAGGCUAUAAAUUAACAAUUAAGAAAUAAUUAACACUACUACUACUAUAGAAACAAAAAAAAUAUCUUAAAUGACUAUUUACAUAUUCACAUAUUUGCUAGCCAAUGAAAUAAAGGUACCUGAACGCUGGGUAGGGCAACAACUCCUAACUAAUUUGGGCAAGAUUACUUUUAAUAAAAUUAACUUCCCUUGUAGAGUGCCCAUGUGGAAUAAAACUGAAUGCCGUCAAUUAAUGUGCAAUAUGAAUCUUGUAUGGUUAUUUUUCCGUGUAGAUAUGGAUAUUUUAUUGUGGUCAAUCCUUACCAUGUCCUUUUCUCCUUAGACACUGAUGACUGUUAUCCAAACCCGUGUCUAAACAACGGAGCAUGUACAGACGGAGUGAAUGACUACAAGUGCAGUUGCAUGCCUGGCUUUGUAGGGAAGAAUUGCUCAAAUAGUAAGCCUUUUAAAAUCAAGUCUUAGUAUUGAGAUUUGCGGAGUCAGUGUGAACAGUGAAUGGUAAUCGUAUUUCAAGGAAAUUGGCGCACGACUGCGCUGGUUUCUUUAGGAAAUGUCGUUUUGCAUAAUUUACAGAUAUGAAGUGAGGCUUAAUAGCCCUCGCGGCGAAUUUAAAAUAAGUAACAUAGGGGACGAUGAAGUCGAUCUUUGUCCAGAGGACAUUUCUUGUGCUAGCUGUAUUGAAGAAGAGAUAGAAAAAUUGGCCGUUGCUCAACUAAAGUUUUGGUUAAAAUGCCGCCGCAUAAAUCAAAGUGGUAAUAAGAAGGAACUGUUAAGGUAGGCUUACAUUAUCCGGCUCUGCCCGAUCGAUCAACGGAGGCAUUUGAACCAAAACUUUAGUUGAGCAACGGUCAAUUUUCUAUCUCUUCUUCAAUAAAGCUAGCACCAGGAAUGAGUAAGAUCGACUUGAUCGUCCGCCAUGUUAGUUAUUUUGAAUUUGCCGCGAGGGCUAUUAAGCCUUACUUCCAUGCAACUUCCGGUUUUUUCUGGAAUCAGAGUUUUUGGUCAAGAUUUUUUUAAAAGAAUUUUCCUUCUGGAGUGCUCGUGUGGAAUAAAACUGAAUGCCGUCAAUUAAUGCUUAAUGUGAAUCUUGUAUACUUAUGCUUUCCGUGUAGAUAUGGAUAUUUUAUUGUGGUCAAUCCUUACGAUGUCCUUCUCUCCUCAGACACUGAUAACUGUUAUCCAAACCCGUGUCUAAACAACGGAACAUGUAUAGACGGAGUGAAUGACUACAAGUGCACUUGCGUGCAUGGCUUUGUAGGGAAAAAUUGCUCAAAUAGUAAGGCUUUUAAAAUCAAGUCAAGGAAUUGAGUCUGAACAGUGAAUGGUAAUCGUGUUCCAAGUAAAUCGGCGCACGACCUCGCUCGUUUCUUUUGGAAAAGUCGUUUUGCAUAAGUUACAGAUAUGACGUUUCCUUGCCUCUUUUAAAAAUUAAUACUAGGACUAUCCCUCAAAGGCAUAUCAAUAGAGAAUUAUGCCUUGGCCAUUACUAAUUUGGGCAAGAUUAGUUUCUUCAUGUUACACAGGAAAAGGCAAAACAAUACAUAAUUAUGCCUUGGUUAUUACUAAUUUGGGCAAGAUUUUUUUAAUACUAAUUUUCCUUCUGGAGUGCCCAUGUGGAAUAAAACUGAAUGUCAUCAAUUAAUGCGCAGUGUGAAUCUUGUAUAGUUAUGUUUUCCGUGGAGAUAUGAAUAUUUUAUUGUGGAGAAUCCUUUCCAUGUCCUUCUCUCCUCAGACACUGAUGACUGUUAUCCAAACCCGUGCCUAAACAACGGAACAUGUAUAGACGGAGUGAAUGACUACAAGUGCACUUGCGUGCCUGGCUUUGCAGGGAAGAAUUGCUCAAAUAGUAAGCCUUUAAAAUCAAGUCUUAGUAUUGAGAUUUUCGGAUUCAGUCUGAACAGUGAAUGGUAAUCGUGUUUUAGGUAAAUCGGCGCACGACCUCGCUCGUUUCUUUUGGAAAAGUCGUCUUGCAUAAGUUACAGAUAUGAAGUUUCCUUACCUCUUUUAAAAUUUAAUUCUAGGACUAUCCCUAAAAGGCAAACCAAUAGAUAAUAAUUAUGCCUUGGCCAUUACUAAUUUGGUCAAGAUUAGUUUCUUUAUGUUACACAGGAAAAGGCAAAACAUUACAUAAUUAUGCCUUUUUUAUUACUAAUUUGGGAAGAUUAGUGUCAAAAGAAUUUCGUUUCUUUAGUACCCAUGUGGAAUAAAACUGAAUGCCGUCGGCCCCCAAAUUGAGCAUUUUCUCUGUCAGCGUUGCGUGAGGAAUGGGCUCAUUUAAUCUGUUCUAGGUCAAAACCAGAAACCAGAACGCGAAGAGAAGAGAAAAAGGUCAGAACGAAGAGAAAAAGGCCAAAACCAGGAGAAAGAUGCCGUUACAAAUUUAUCUUAAGAAGUGUGUUUAUGGGGCCUCAGAUUCAAAUGGUAUAUCGUAGGACCAUAAUGACUCUGCUAUUUUAUGUAGGAGAAAGUAGACGUUAUCAGAUUUCAAUUGGAACACGCGUUUCCUGAAUUUCAAUCGAAUUGAAUUCCGUAGCAUAUAAGUUUGUGGAAGUGUCAGUUGCAUUGUGGAAUAUUUUGAAUAAUGGGCGCUCAGAUUAAUUCAAUGGUCUAAAGUUUGGUCUCUUGAUUUCUCACCAGAUACGGAUGACUGUUAUCCCAGCCCAUGUGAAAACAACGGAACAUGUAUUGACGGAGUGAACAACUACACUUGCGCUUGCGUUCCUGGCUAUGAAGGAAAGAACUGCACCAUUAGUAAGUUCUUUAAUAGAAUAUAG
Molecule: messenger RNA, 7988 nt
Organism: Porites lobata
Lineage: Eukaryota; Metazoa; Cnidaria; Anthozoa; Scleractinia; Poritidae
Source: the annotation of a GenBank genome assembly